Melitaea cinxia (Glanville fritillary) is the source of this 2338-nucleotide messenger RNA. RefSeq names its product zinc finger protein 879-like. The transcript is spliced from 13 exons. Gene Ontology annotation, biological process: regulation of transcription by RNA polymerase II. The record is from RefSeq and is a predicted model, not a curated record. Gene Ontology annotation, molecular function: DNA-binding transcription factor activity, RNA polymerase II-specific; zinc ion binding; RNA polymerase II transcription regulatory region sequence-specific DNA binding. Gene Ontology annotation, cellular component: nucleus. Bases 290 to 2338 code for a protein of 682 amino acids. Lineage: Eukaryota; Metazoa; Arthropoda; Insecta; Lepidoptera; Nymphalidae.
UUGCGUCUUGUGUAGAACUAGACAUUCUUGUUGCAUUUAUUGCUAAAUUAAAAAUGUAUGGUAAUUCAUCUUAAGUUUCCGAUAUACAAACCUCAUUUAUUUAUUUAGUUUAUUAAUUUAAAAUUGCAAAAUGUCGUACAAUAUUUGUGAUACAUAAUAAUUUUAAGUUAAAUGUUAGCGUAGAAGUUCUAAUGUUUUCUAACUCUAUCAUUGAGUUUACGUAUUUUAUACCGCGAAUAUGAUGUCCUUUUAAAUUUUAUGAAAGUUGAUAAUUAAUUGUCGUAUAAUAAUGAUGGAGAACAUAAAAGUGUGCCGUAUAUGUCUUCUCAUGGAUGUAAAGAUGUUCAAUUUUUAUUCCUAUCCAUUAGAAACUUAUUACGAUAUUUUGGUAGGAAAUACAAGUCCUGUACAAGAACUUCCAAAAUACGCCUGCUAUGAAUGUUCCGCCCAGUUAAAUAAAUUUUACUUAUUCAGAGAGAAAUGUCUUCGUGGUCAGGCAGCACUGUUGGGUUUAAGACAUUCUUGUGUGAAGGUCACCGGUGAUGUUAUUAAACAGUUAGACAAAAACGUUUUCCAAUUGUCUUCCAAAAUUGGAUUUAGUGAAGUAACAUUUAUCAAUAUAGAACCUCGAACGAUAAUAGAGGCAGAUAAUGAUGAAAUAAAAAUAGAACCGUUUGAAAUAGUCGAUAAUAGAGAUUAUUUUGAUGAGAAAGAAGUAAAGAGAGAGGACAGCGACAAUCACUCAGUGUUUUCAAAUAAUGAUAGACUCUUGUCCAGUGAUGAUGACGAGCCCCUGUCUAAACACAAAGAGAAGAAGAAGGAAAAGAGAGGGAGAAAGAGAAAAAAGAGUGAUGUAGAGAAAAGAACCAAAGUUGAUAAUAAAGUUGAAUCUGAUUUGCCAUUAGCUGAUUCAGCAACAGUUACUCAAGAAACAAUCGCAGAAGUGAAACCGAAACGUGGGAGACCGAGGAAGAACGAUGGAACGAAUAAAGUGAAAAAGGAAGUGAAGCAGCGUCGCACCAACAACACGGGGGGAGUCUCAGACGAGGAUAUCGACCUCGAGAACUACUGCACUAUUGUUACAUUGACGGAAGAGGAGCAAAAAGAAGAAAUCAGACAGAGACAGAAGUCAUCAAAUUAUCUCAAUGCGAUAUACCAGUGCAAGCUGUGCUUCAAAGGGUUCAUCGAUGCUCAGGCUUGGGAACACCACGUCAGCAAACACGAGCCAAGUGCCGGUGAUAUAGAAUGCCCAAUCUGUAAGUUCAGAUUCAAAACAAAGAGAAUACUUCAGAAGCAUGCUUCAAACCACGAAAAGAAAUAUGCGUGCAAGUCUUGCUCGUACGUCUCCAAAACAACAACUCAAGCAAAACAACAUCAGAGAUGGCACAAGGGGGUUACAUACAAGUGCCAACAUUGCGAUGAAAUUUCAACAAAGUGGACAUCGUACCUGAGCCACGUGCGCAUCAAACACCCCUCGCAGUUCAUCUGCGGCGCGUGCGGCUACUCGUUCGUGAGCCGCCUCGGGCUCGCCAUGCACCGCACCAUGAUGCACAAGGCGCUCGAAAAAGAAAAAACCGAAGGCGAGGCGGAAGACAUGCCGUAUUGUGCGCAGUGCGACGUAAAAUUCGUUUCGACAGAGGCGUACAAGCGACACUUGGUCACUUCCAGCAAACACACACAGAGCAACGACUUCAAUUCGGGAUGUCGCGCGUGUGGUGAGCAGUUCAGUGAUCCGGAGGCGUUGCGACUUCAUCACCGUCGCGAACACGCGCGACCUCGGCCUCGGAACUAUGGAAAGAAGCCGCGACUCGCCUGGCCCGCCGUUUGCGACCACUGCUCGGAGGUAAUUCCGAACGCCCGCGAAUACUGGAACCACUUCCGCCGAGUGCAUCCUGACAAGAAUUAUCCCAUUCAGAAGAAUUAUAUCUGCGACAUCUGCGGCAAAGGAUUUCGGGGUAACGCCUUCCUCGUGUACCACAAGCGGACUCACUUCGAGGAGCGCGCUUUUAAAUGUCAACAGUGUCCAAAGGCUUUCUUCAACCGAACAAACUUACAAAUGCACGAGAAAACCCAUUCGGACCAUCGACCCCACGCCUGUUCCAUGUGCUCCAAGGCUUUCAAAUGUAAGGGAGCGUUGGAUAGACAUUUCAGGAGCCACACGGGCGUGAAGCCGUACGCGUGCGAGGUGUGCGGCAAGGCGUUCGCCCAGUCCAACAGUCGCAAGCUGCACGUGCGCACCGUGCACCUCAAGCAACCCUCGCCCUACAUCAGCCGCGCGCGCCUCGAGCGACGGGCCCGCGCGCGCGGCAAGGACCAGCCCGCGCACUUCCUCUACUAG